AUGGUUACCACUUUCAACGAAGACCUGUUUUCUCCUGAGGUCGUGCAAGAUCCUUACACGUAUUUCGGGCGUAUGCGGGAACAGGACCCGGUGCACUGGAAUGAUGCCUAUAAGCUGUGGGUAAUUUCCAAGUACAAGGACUUGGUCUGGGUUACGCGCCAUCCGGAAUUUUUCUCCUCUGAAGUAUUCCACCGCGACCCGCUGCCCCCGUACCCUGACAUCGACGAGUCCGACAUGGGGCUUUAUGAGUACGUGAAGGAGUUCUUCUCUCAGUGGUUCAUCCAGCACGACCGCAAGGAAAUAACAGUCCACGAUGGGCCCGACCAUACUGACAUGCGCAAGGUCAUCCACGGCUACUUCACGCCGAAGGCCAUGGAACUCUGGCGCCCACUGGUGCAGUCGGCCAUCAACCAGCUGCUUGACGAAGCGGAAGACCGUGGCAGCAUGGACGUGAUGCGCGACUACGCCACUCCGUUACCUCUGCUGGUCAUUGCCGCGAUGAUGGGCAUCGACACCUCCGACCGGCAGUUCAUCCGCUCCCUGGCUGAGAAACUGCUGUUCAUCGGUCGCGGUAACAACGACCGGAUGCAGCCCUUGACUGAAGGCAUCGUGGGAUUGCAGGAAUAUCUGGCCCCCAUGGUCGCUGAGCGCGUCAAGAACCCGAACGGCGACUUGCUCGACCGCAUGACUGACGCCUACCGCGUCGGCGUGAUGUCCCAGGAGCAGGUGGUAGCCAACUCCAUCCUCCUGCUGCUCGCCGGACACGAAACCACCAUCAACCUGAUCUGCAACGGCACCCGGGCUUUCAUGACCCACCCCGACCAGUGGGAACUGUUCAAGUCCGACCCGGACGCCCGCAUGAUCCGCGCUACCGAGGAAUGCCUUCGGUACGACCCGCCCGUCAAGUCCAUCACCCGUAUCGCCGGUGAUAACCUGGAGCUGGGCGGCAAGCAGAUCAACAAGGACGAACGGAUGCGGUGGUUCGUCACCAGCGCCAACCGGGAUCCCGAAGUGUUCGACCGGCCGGACGAUUUCGACAUCGAACGGUAUCCGAACCCUCACGUGGCCUUUGGUAGCGGAAUCCACCACUGUCUGGGCGCCACGCUAGCGCGACUCGAAGGACAGGAAGCCUUCAGGUCCCUUGCCCAGCGGUUCCCGAACAUCAAUAUGGACUGUAACCCGGCCGACCUGACUUACACGUCCAGCAUCACGUUCCGCACGCUGGAGCGGCUGCCACUGAAUCUGUCGUAA
Geodia barretti is the source of this 1251-nucleotide messenger RNA. The record is from the annotation of a GenBank genome assembly. Lineage: Eukaryota; Metazoa; Porifera; Demospongiae; Tetractinellida; Geodiidae.